Molecule: messenger RNA, 1206 nt
Organism: Aspergillus bombycis
Lineage: Eukaryota; Fungi; Ascomycota; Eurotiomycetes; Eurotiales; Aspergillaceae
Product: glycosyltransferase family 69 protein
Exons: 3
Coding region: 1-1206 (401 amino acids)
Source: RefSeq, a predicted model, not a curated record
AUGCUCGUCCAUUUCACACGUUAUAGACUUGUUCGCAAACCUGGAAUCUACCGCCGCGCUCUCUUGGGUUUGUCCAUAUGUUUCAUAGUCUGGACUGUGUUGGAGGUGCUUUUCAUUCAGCACCGGAUCUCCGCCGUCGAUCGGAUUCCAUCCACUCCGCCACACCAGUUCGAGCGGAUCUUUAUUGCCAGUACGCACUGGAACAAUGAGGCUAUCCUCCGGAGCCAUUGGAACAAUGCAAUUGUUCAACUAGUAAAAACAUGGGGCCCGGAGAACGUUUUCGUGAGCAUUCAUGAAAGCGGGAGCUGGGACGACACCAAGGGCGCGCUGCGGGAACUUGAUCUCGAGUUGGAUCGAUUAGGCGUACGGCGAAAUCUUACACUUUCUGAGACAACUCAUCAAGACGAGAUCUCAGCUUCUCCGGGCGAUGGUUGGAUUGACACUCCCCGUGGCCGAAAGGAAUUGAGACGCAUACCGUAUCUUGCUCGGCUGCGCAAUCUAACCUUACGUCCGUUGGAGGAUCUGGCACGGAACGACAUAGUAUUCGACAAAGUGCUUUUUCUAAAUGAUGUGGUCUUCAUGGUGGAUGAUGUGAUCUCGUUACUCGAUACAAACGACGGUGUUUACGCCGCCGCUUGUGCUUUAGACUUCUCCAAGCCUCCUCGCUACUACGACACAUUUGCGCUACGUGAUUCUAACGGGGAUGAGACUUUGAUGCAAGAAUGGCCUUAUUUCCGCAGCGCAAUUUCGCGGAAUGCACUGCUCGCGAUGUCUCCAGUACCUGUGAAGAUAGCCAUGUCAGCAACCCCAUUUUUAUCAAAAGUACCGUUGCGAUUCCGUGCAAUACCCGAUUCUCUUGCGCAGUUCCAUCUGGAGGGCUCCGAAUGUUGCUUAAUCCACGCAGAUAAUCCUCUUUCCCCAACGAAAGGCGUCUAUUUGAAUCCUAAAGUUCGUGUUGGUUAUACCGACCUGGCAUACGCGGCCGUUCAUCCUACUACGACGUGGAUCUCGCUACACAAUAUCGCCCUGGCCCUUUGGGAGAACCGGAUUCGACGCUGGACCACGAGUCUGUUCUUCCAAAGAUGGGCCAUUCGAAGAACCACCACCAGUUGGGAGAGACACGACGACACUCGGUUGGAGCCUGCUACAUUUUGUUUAAUCAACGAGAUGCAGGUUCUUGUGGGGAAUGGGUGGGCUCAUGUGUGA